GAACUGCUUCCCUUCUCGUUUUUACUAGGUGAUUCAUGGCUGCCUAGCCAAAUUACCAGAAGACCCCCUCACACUGAUUUCGUCAUAAUCGGCGGCUCAGAUCUUGGUUAUGAACGUGCUUUACCAUUCUGGAAAGUAGAGAUUAAGACCUUUCCAACGCGUAUAAGCUCAUUUCUAGAAGUUACCUGAGCAGCACGCAAUGAUUCGUUGAGGUCGUCAGACUUAAUCUCUAAUUAGUUCUCUCCAGAUUUGCACGAUUUCCAUCAGUGGUAUCAGAGCCACGGUUAGAGGACGUUCUUUCCUCCAUUGGAAGAGAUAUAGAGAGGCUUGAAGUGCUCCAGAUCUAGGGUUUGACAUGGCCCAAAAGUUGGAUGGCCCUCCUAGGUUUACCGGCUCGGACUUUUCGCUAUGGAGGUUCCAGUUCACACUAUGGCUAGGUAUUAAGGACCUAGAAAGUGUGUUGGAUGGAUCGGAGAAGCGACCACGAGCUGACUCUGGGGAGGCGUCUACUGGAGCAACCAGCCAAGUGGGAUCCGGAGCUGGGGGAGCGUCGUUGAGUGGGGUGAAGGAAGGAGGAACUGCUGCAACCCGAACCGGAAGGUCGCAACCAAGUAGCGAGGAGUUGCUCAAAGCUCAAGAAGCAUGGGAUCGGAAGGAUCGCCAGGCUUUUCAGUACCUGUGUUGGGCUUUGGAGGGGCAACUUGAGCUUCUUAAGAUGCUGAUUGACCUGAAGGGGAAGGAAGGUGCAGCGGCUGCAGCUUGGAAAAGAGUACAAGAUAGGCACUUGCAGAAAGGGCUUCUAAGCGUGCUUACUUGGCGGAAGCGGUUUUACACCAUGGAGCGGAACUAUGGGGAGGGGGAGACCAUGGUUCAGUAUCUCCAGAGGGUGGAUGAGAAUGUGCGGGCUUUGGAGGAGCUGGAUUACACGGUAGAUGAGAAGGAGAUCAUCUAUACUGCGCUCCAAGGGUUGGAUCAAGCGGCUAAUGAGGCAUUACUACAGUACCUUCACCUCGAGCAACAGAAAUGGACCAAGGUGUGGAUUUGGGAGGUUCUAAUUUCUGAUGAGGCUCGCAAGGUUGAUGCUGGAAGAGGUCUAGAAGGAGGCAUGGGUGCAGCAGAUAAAGCUUCCUUCAGGAAAGGCUAUCAACAGCAAGGAGGUGGGGGGAAGAAGAAAGAGUUGGACAAAUGCCUUGUGCCCGGAUGCAACAAAAAACACUCUUGGAAGAGUUGCUGGAGUAGGCCUGAGGGAUGGAAGCCUCACGGCUACUCUGGAGAGGCCCCACCAGUGACCAAACCUGAUUGGGUGGAGAAAAGGAUGAAGAAGGGGCUCUGGAAUAAGAAGGGCAGCAAGGGAGCAACGGCCGCAGCUGCUAAGGAUGAGAAGGGGAAGGGCCAAGACGACUCCUCCGAUGAUGGUUUCUCGUUUCUCAUGCUAGGGCAGGAUGCAGCUCUCGCUGGUCGUGCAUUGGCUGAUCCCAACUUCCUGGUUCUAGACUCUGGAGCAACAUCUGGGAUGCUUCCUCGCCGUGAUCUCUUCACCUCCUACCAUCCUCUCCCACCAAAUUCGAGGAACGUGAUUGUUGGGAGCGGAGAUUUGCUGCAAGCAAUUGGCACGAUCACCAUUAAGGGGAAGGAGGGGGAGCUAGUGGGUGUGAAGGGGGUCCUUCACGUCCCUGGUUUGGCUGCAAACCUCCUUUCAUGCUCGCAGCUGGCUAAACAGGGAUACAUCUGCACUUUCACGGAGGGAGGGUGUACUGUUAGAAAGGGUGAAGCUGUGGUGAUGGAGGCAAAGCUGGACAAGGGUUUAUACCUUGUUCCAGCUUGUGUGCCUAAUUGUUACAAGGCACAUAUGGUUUUUUCUGAGGAAGCCGCUUGUAGCACUCGCUGGAGGCAGGUGGAAACGGUGUCACCUGAGUUGCUACACCUUCGCAUGGGGCACGCGGGGAAGCAGCAACUGCUGGAGUGUGUGAAGAAGGGGGAGCUGAAGGGGGUGGAGGUCAAGAAAGGAGCUGGGCAGCAGAGCAAAUGUCCCGACUGCACGUCUGGAAAGCUGCCUAGAACCUCAUUCCCUAUCUCCUCUGAUCAUGCCUCGACUCCCCUUGAGCUGGUGCACACAGAUGUGUGUGGACCGAUGCAAACUCCUGACCGGGAAAGGGGCAGCAGGUACUUUGUCACCUUUCUUGAUGACUUCAGUCGACUUAGCUGGGUCACCUUGGUGAAGACCAAGGAUGAGGUGGCAAAGGUGUUUAAGCGGUGGAUACGCUAUGUGGAGAGGGAAUCAGGGGCCAAGGUAAAGGUGUUAAGGUCAGAUCGGGGUGGAGAGUACCUUGAGAAAGAACUUCAAACCUUCUUGGAAGAAAAGGGUAUUACCCACCAGCUCUCUGUACCUUACACGCCGCAGCAAAAUGGGGCAGCGGAGCGGCUUAACAGGACCUUGACCGAUUUGGCUCGGGCCAUCCUUUCCCAUGCCGAGCUUGAUAACACUUGGUGGGGGGCAGCAGUGCAGUAUGCCAACUGGGUGAAGAACAGGAUGGGCAGCAAGGGGCUUGGAGGCAAGAGCCCAUACUCCUUAUGGACAGGGAAGUUGCCGAAUGUUUCCAUGGCACGAGUGUGGGGGUGCAUGGCACAGUAUAAGGUACCUGACCAGCAAAGAAGGAAGCUAGAUCCUAAGGCACAGUGGGGGAUCUUCCUUGGGUUUUCUGAGAGGAGCAAGGCUUGGGUGCUGUGGAGUGUAGCUGACCAGCGUGUGAUGGAGAGCCGUGAUGUGGUUUUCCAUGAGGGGCUGAAUUUUAAGGGGUGGAAGGAGCAUGGUACAAGCCAAAGUGGGACUUCUAUUCAAGACCCUCAUACGGCUUCUAUCUUUGAGGGGGCAUGGGAGGACCCUGGAGAUGAAGGGGAGGAGCAGCAGGAGGAGCCAGAACCAGCUGAUCCUAACCAUGAGGAGUCCCGAGAGACAGAUUCUACCCCUCAGCCAGCCACGCAGGCCGAUGCGCAUGAUGAUCAUCCGGAGCAGCAUGUGCCUUCAACUCCAUCGAGAAGCAGUUGGCAGCAGUUGUUGGACCAGCAGCUGUCCAAGACUCCGAGGACUCCAAUGAAGAGGGUGACUUGGGAGGAGAAGCUGCGGAGGCUGGAAGAAGGAGAGGCAACACCUCUGCGACGCAGUGCUCGAAUUUCCCAGCCACCUGAAAGGUUUACCCCGGGGCACAUUGCACGCAUGCAUGAUCAUCUUGUGUCUGAUUUGGAUGAUUGCAUGCUUGUGGACAUGCAUGGGCAUGAGUAUGCUCUUGAUGUGUGUCUAAUGGGUCAGGUGCAUGAGCCUAGGUCAGUCCACGAGGCGCUGAACCGUCCAGAAUGGGUUGAGUCCAUGCAUGAGGAGCUUGAGUCUCACAAGGUAAAUGGAUCAUUUGAGCUGGUUGAUCCAGCAGUGGUACCACCUGGUUUGGAGGUCCUCAGGUGUCAAUGGGUUUGGAAAUACAAGCAUAACCCUGAUGGUACUGUUGAGAGGCCUAAGUCCAGAUUGGUGGUGAUGGGAAACACACAGAAAUUGGGAGUACACUAUGAAGAAGUGUACUCUCCAGUUGGGAAGCAUGCGACCUUGAGAGGUCCGGUGGCAUUUCAUUCGGGAGAUGGUAGCUGCGGGUGAGGUGAUUUUGCAGUGGUGCCCUACCAACCGUCAGGCUGCUGAUAUUCUUACCAAGUCUCUUCCAUUUGAGCGUCAUGGUGUGUGCAUGACCUUGCUCGGGAUGCAGCCCCAUGAUGACAGAGUUCCCGCAGCAGAUGCCGGCGUCUUGGUGCUCCUCUCCUUGGCGGACUCCAUGCUCUGGGUGGCCCCAACUCAUGGGCAAGGGGGAGUGGUGUGAAGGCAUUUGCCCUAUGGUGUUGAGCCACACCCAGCACGAGCAAGGGGGAGUGAUAAAUGUGUAGUGUUCUGUGGUGUGAUUUGCUCUAGCUGGCUGUGGGCUAUUGGGAUUUGGGCAAAAGAAUUGGGUUGGUUGGCUAGGUUUGAUCUCGUUACCUUUCCAACCCAUACUACCCCAUACCCACUACAACAUCUUUGAUGUUGCAGCCGUGGCACUUGGGAGUGUUAGGGUUUGGUUCAGGGCGAGGGUUGGUGUUGUUUGACAAUCAAAUACCCCAACUUUUUCAGAUCGAACUGCUUCCCUUCUCGUUUUUACUAGGUGAUUCAUGGCUGCCUAGCCAAAUUACCAGAAGACCCCCUCACACUGAUUUCGUCAUAAUCGGCGGCUCAGAUCUUGGUUAUGAACGUGCUUUACCAUUCUGGAAAGUAGAGAUUAAGACCUUUCCAACGCGUAUAA
Closterium sp. NIES-67 is the source of this 4316-nucleotide messenger RNA. Lineage: Eukaryota; Viridiplantae; Streptophyta; Zygnematophyceae; Desmidiales; Closteriaceae. The record is from the annotation of a GenBank genome assembly.